Molecule: messenger RNA, 1185 nt
Organism: Cariama cristata (Red-legged seriema)
Lineage: Eukaryota; Metazoa; Chordata; Aves; Cariamiformes; Cariamidae
Product: TNFAIP3-interacting protein 1-like
Biological process (GO): cellular response to lipopolysaccharide; regulation of transcription by RNA polymerase II; negative regulation of canonical NF-kappaB signal transduction
Source: RefSeq, a predicted model, not a curated record
GAGAACAAGGAGCUGCGAACCAAGCUGGAGCGGGACUUGGAGCAGAGAAACCAGGCGCUGGAGAAGCUCAGGUGUGAGAACCAGGAGCUCCGGAGGAUGGUGACGCUGAGCAGCCAGGACAGCGGGAAGAGAGAAGCUGCCGAGCAGCAGCAGCAGAGCGGGGCCACGGUGGAGAAGGCGCCGGGCAGAGGAGAGCUGGAGGCCAAGGAGAAGAAGGUGAAGAUCCUGGAGCACCAGCGCAGGGAGCUGCUGGAAGUGAAUAAGCAAUGGGAUCAGCACUUCCGAGCCAUGAAACAGAAGUAUGAGCAGAAGAUCACAGACCUGCACCAGGAGCUGGCCGAGGCCCGCAGGGCACUGACCGAGCUGGAGUCGGAGCGGGAGCAAAAGCAGCGGGAUUUUGACCGCAAGCUGCUCCUUGCCAAGUCCCGGAUUGAAACAGAGGAGGCAGAGAAGGAGAGGCUGGCCAUGGAGGUCCUGCAGGAGCAACUGGCUCCAGUCACCAGGCAGCGGGAAUACCAGGAAAAGGAGAUCCAGAGGCUGAACAAGGCACUAGAGGAGGCCUUGAAUGUCCAGGCCUCUCCGCCCCCCAUCUUUGCCAGCACCAUGGAGCCGGCAGGGAAGGUGCCACAGCAGGAGCUGCUGACCCAGAACGAGCUCCUCAAGCAGCAGGUGAAAAUUUUCGAGGAGGACUUCCAGCGGGAGCGGAGUGACAGGGAGAGGAUGAAUGAGGAGAAGGAAGAGCUGAAGCAGCAGCUGGAAAAGCUGCAGAAGCAGUUGGUCCUUUCCAACAACCAGCUGCGAGCUUCCAAGGACGACUGCCAGAGGGAGAAGGAGGAGAAGGAGAAGCUGAAGAGGCUGCUGAAACAGCACAAACAGGCUUCGGGAGAGAGGCUGCCCCCUGAGCCGCUGCCGGGACCACUGGGUCCUGCCUGCCCCAUGUACCAGUACCAGUACAGUCCCCCUGUGGCUCACCCCAUGUACCACGGCUUUGACGAGUGGCAGCAGAUCCGAUACCCACCAGCGAUGCCGGGAGAGCACACGCCGGGACAAAACUUCCAUUUUCCCCCGCCAGAGUACCCUUGGCGCCCACCCUGCGCCAUGGCUCGCAGCCAGAACGCCCAAGCAGUGGCCGGGGUGAAACCAGUCCCCAAGGACUUGGAACAGGCAGGUCCCAGAUUGCCCUAA